Penaeus vannamei (Pacific white shrimp) is the source of this 450-nucleotide messenger RNA. The record is from RefSeq and is a predicted model, not a curated record. Lineage: Eukaryota; Metazoa; Arthropoda; Malacostraca; Decapoda; Penaeidae.
CCGACGCCUGCCCCUACUACUGCACCCACGCCUGCCCCAACUUCUGAUCCUAAUACUGAUUGCCCUGGAUGUGGACAAGUCAACCGUGCCAACCGCAUUGUUGGUGGAGUAGAGACGGAGGUGAACGAAUAUCCCUGGAUGGUUUCUCUUGUCGACGGCAGUGGAUACUAUCACUUCUGUGGCGGUUCUAUCAUCUCCAGCCAAUGGGUCGUCACUGCAGCUCACUGUGCAGUAGGCAUGACCACCUCGGAUUAUGUGCUGGUGGGAGACCACAACCUGUACUCCGCAAGCGAAGCCAAUUCUCAGUGGAUGCAGAUUGCUGAAAUUGUGAAUCAUCCGUCCUAUGAUUCCAACACACUGGACAACGACAUUGCCCUCAUCAGACUCAAGACAGAGAUCCAGUUCCCAUCUGACAACAAAAUCGCCUGUCUGCCUUCCAACUGCUGGUGA